Molecule: messenger RNA, 1085 nt
Organism: Morus notabilis
Lineage: Eukaryota; Viridiplantae; Streptophyta; Magnoliopsida; Rosales; Moraceae
Product: 2-C-methyl-D-erythritol 2,4-cyclodiphosphate synthase, chloroplastic
Exons: 3
Coding region: 133-867 (244 amino acids)
Biological process (GO): terpenoid biosynthetic process
Molecular function (GO): 2-C-methyl-D-erythritol 2,4-cyclodiphosphate synthase activity
Source: RefSeq, a predicted model, not a curated record
AACAAGUGCCAAAUGGGUAGCUGAACAGAGUCCAAAACUGAAGAAACAGAAACCACAAACACCAGAAGUGAAAGAAAAGCGCUUUUUUUGAGCCUUCGAGUUUGAGAGUUGAGCUUCAAUUCAAGCUUGGCCAUGGCGGCAUCAACAUCUUCUCUCUAUGCCUCUUCCCUCCUUCCGAAAUCCUCCGCCAAAUACCCUUCUCUCUCCUCCUUCCCUCGCUCCUCUCUCUUCACACCCCCGAACUCCACCAAUCUCUUUUCCUCAUCUCCUCUCUCUCUCCGAUUAUCAUCAACAACAACUCCGCCGCCGUCGGCCGUGCCUUCAGCAUCCGCUGCCGCCGCCUUGGAGGCCCAGCCAUCGCCGGCCUCCGCCACUCCCUUAAAGUCCCUGCCUUUUCGGGUCGGACACGGGUUUGACCUCCACCGGUUGGAGCCUGGCUACCCUUUGAUCAUCGGAGGGAUCAAUAUUCCUCACGAAAGAGGCUGCGAGGCUCAUUCCGAUGGGGAUGUUUUGCUUCAUUGCGUGGUCGAUGCGAUUUUGGGGGCUUUAGGGCUUCCAGAUAUCGGGCAGAUUUUCCCGGAUUCUGAUCCCAAGUGGAAGGGUGCCCCAUCUUCUGUUUUUAUCAAAGAAGCUGUGAGACUCAUGCAUGAGGCAGGUUAUGAGAUAGGAAACUUGGAUGCCACAUUAAUUCUUCAAAGGCCAAAACUGAGUCCACACAAGGAGGCCAUUAGAGCCAACUUAUCCGAGCUGCUCGGAGCGGACCCCGCCGUUGUUAAUCUAAAAGCGAAAACUCAUGAGAAGGUUGAUAGCCUUGGAGAAAAUCGAAGUAUUGCUGCUCAUACUGUGGUGCUUCUUAUGAGGAAAUAGAAACAAGCUUUCCAAAGUCCGGGUCAAACCACGUGGUGGAUGUAGUUUUAAUACUUGUAUACAAUCCUCAUAGCAACUACGGCAUUUGUAAAAACAGCUCCUUGAUCUGUACGCCGCUAAGUAUUUAUUCAGUCAAGCAUAAUUGGAUAAACUUGAGUGUGUUAAGCGUCAAAUUGUUUACCAAUAAGAAGCGACAUAGCAGGUUUUUAAUUGCCAAA